Messenger RNA from Nelumbo nucifera (sacred lotus), 1978 nucleotides. The record is from RefSeq and is a predicted model, not a curated record. NCBI's taxonomy places the organism in Eukaryota, Viridiplantae, Streptophyta, Magnoliopsida, Proteales, Nelumbonaceae.
GUUGCAAAGCAUCCUGUUAAUCCCAUCUUUCCUGUUAUUUGCUUCCCUCGUUCAUUCACUGCCGCUCUCAACAAGCGGUAGAUGGCUUGUGGAUGUAGCAUCAAAUCGUCGUGUAAAACUGGGCUGUGUGAAUUGGGUUGCACACAUGCAACCCAUGUUAGCAGAAGGGCUGGACAAGAAGCCAUUACGAGACAUAGUCGGUCUAGUAUCUUCAUUAGGCUUCAAUUGCGUCCGCCUCACAUGGGCGACCUAUAUGUUCACCCGAACACGUGCUGCACAACGAACCGUUGCUGAAUCACUCGACUCUAUGGGCCUCACAGAGGCAAAGGCAGGAGUAGCACGAAACAAUCCUUCUCUCUUGAAUCUUACCGUGGUCCAAGCUUAUGGCACUGUGAUAAACGAACUCGGUGCAGCCGGACUCAUGGUGGUGCUCGAUAACCACGUUAGCCUCCCCAAGUGGUGCUGUGGCAGCAACGACGGCAAUGGCUUCUUUGGAGAUGCAUAUUUCAACCCAGAUGAAUGGGUUGAAGGUUUAGGCAGGGUAGCUAAGCGAUUUAAGGGAAGACCUCAGGUGGUGGGGAUGAGCAUGCGCAAUGAACUACGUGGGCCUCGUCAGAACGAGCAGGAUUGGUUCCGUUACAUCCAACUGGGAGCCAGAAAGAUUCACAAGAUGAACCCAGAUUUGCUAGUGAUUGUUUCCGGGUUGAGUUAUGACACCGAUUUGAGCUUCUUAGGGAGGAAGUCUCUAGGGGUGAACUUCAACAACAAGUUGGUCUACGAGGCACAUUGGUACUCGUUCAGCGACGAUAGGCGACAAUGGGAGAUGCAGCAGCCGAGUCCAGUCUGUGCCAAUGCAAUUAGGAGGUUCGAUGGUGCAGCCGGUUUUGUGAUGCGGUCUAAGAAUCCAGUCCCGUUGUUCGUGAGUGAAUUUGGUGUGGACCAGAGAGGUGUCAAUCGGGCUGACAAUCGAUUCUUGAGCUGCUUUCUUGCUUUUGCCGCGGAGAGAGAUUUGGAUUGGGCCAUGUGGGCUUUGCAGGGGAGCUACUACCUCAGGAACGGGCGUGCUGGGUUUGAGGAAACCUAUGGUGUUCUGGACGCUAGUUGGGACCAACCCAGGAACCCAAAAUUUCAAGAGAGGUUUCGUCUCAUUCAGAAUUUGAUGCAAGGCAUGUCGUCUCCUUCAGUCCGUCCUCUCAUCCUCUGUCUUUCUGUACUCAACACUAGAAAACAUCUAACACCCCUCAGUUUGUGCAGAUCCAGGAUCCGAUUUUCCAAAACACUACGUUAUGUAUCACUCAUGGAGCGGGCGCUGUGUCUUGGUGCAAGGGAACAACAACGUCGAAACUCAGGAUUGUGUGAAUCGGAGCCGAUGGGAUUAUGCUGGGGAUGGUACUCCAAUUAGGCUGAUGGGUACAUCUCUUUGUUUGAAAGCUGCCGGGGACGGGCUUCCGGUGAUUCUCUCGACUGAGUGCAGUAGCCAACAGAGCAUUUGGAAAGCGGUUUCGAGUUCUAUGCUCCAUUUAGCUGCCUCGGAUCCAGAGGGAAGACCACUGUGCCUAGAGAACAAUGGUUCCAACACUACAAUUUUGACCAAGAGCUGCCUUUGCUUGGAAGAUGACUCUAAUUGUUCCGACAAUCCUCAAAUUCAAUGGUUUAAGCUUAUCCCAACAAAUGUGAAGUAGUCGUCGCUUUAUUUUACUUGGUUCCUUCAGUUUCAAUUUCAAAUAAGUCCCUAAUAUAUGUAGUUCGGUCGGGAGAGUCGAGAAGCCAUGAAGAGUGAAUUAGUAAUUAAUGUUCCAAGAUCUAGCUGGUAAUCCCCGGGUCACAUAUGUCAGGACUCCGCUGGCUGAUACAGUUUUUUUUCAAAAAAAAAAGGGAAAGUGAUUAAUUUGAAAUUUAAUAGUUCAUUUUCAUUCCUUUACUUGCUGGCGUAGCCCAAUUCCUUUUACUUGCUGGAUCCCACCGUCUCAGAGAUUUA